Paramecium tetraurelia is the source of this 1326-nucleotide messenger RNA. RefSeq lists its product as uncharacterized. Gene Ontology annotation, molecular function: GTPase activator activity. Gene Ontology annotation, biological process: small GTPase-mediated signal transduction. The transcript is spliced from 5 exons. The record is from RefSeq and is a predicted model, not a curated record. Lineage: Eukaryota; Ciliophora; Oligohymenophorea; Peniculida; Parameciidae. Gene Ontology annotation, cellular component: cytoplasm.
AUGAAUACGAAAGAUGUUAAAUAGGCACUAUAAAAAUAUUAGCCAUAAUUGGAUUAGGAUUACCAAAACAAAUUACAAAUAGCUAAAUACACAAAUUUGUCUGAUAUCGAAAAAAGCAACUUUUUAUAAAUUUCAGGUGUUGAAUAAUAAAAUGUAUGCUUUCUAUUUAAUGGGAAUAUUUAAGAUCAGUUUGACAAUACUAGGAUCACUUAUCACACUAUAAAUAGUUUAGAUAAUAAAAUAGAUCAAAAUACUUAUACCAUUGUAUAUAUAGUGGCAAAACAUAAUGGACUCAAUGAGUUGUCAAGAUUUCGCAAGAUUUUGAAAUAACUUCCCAGCAAAUACUACACUCACCUCAAAUACCUUUACUUAUUUCAGGCAAGUUUGUUAAUCAGAACUCGCCUGUGGCUUCAAACUUCAAAGAGAUGGAGUCUGUGGCAGAAGAAAACCAAAUAUAUUUAUGAAGUAGAAGAUCUGUUAGAAAUACCCAAUUUUCAAGCCAGUUGGAUGAAUCUGGUCCCGAAUCAAACUUCGUCCAUUGAUUAAAUGGAGCCAGCCUAAUUAGUUAAAUAAACAGGAGGUUCUUUUGGUUCAAAUUUGACCAACUAAAAAUUAAAUCAAUUUGGAAUCCCUGUAAUUCUUGAUUGUCUGCUCUCCUACUUUGUAACGAAUGCAGAUAGAUUUCUAAAACCAGACAUAUUCAGAAAAUAAGGAUCAAUAAAUGAGGAGGAACAACUCUACACAUUGUUGAAUAAUGAGAAUUAUGAAUGUUUGAAUGUUGUUGAGGAUGUCCGAAUUGUUUGUAGUAUGAUCAAGAAAUUCUUCACUUCACUCCCAGAUCCGUUAAUUCCAUAAAACACUUUAAAAUUUAUUUUUGCUAUUAAAAAAUUAUUAGAAAUAACUCCUCAAACUGAGAUUGUCCUACUUGAAGAAGUAUUUGGCAAGUUGCCUAGUCUAAAUAGAGUGUUGUUGACAGUUAUGGUGAGCUUUCUGUUAUGUGUUGGCAAUUAUUCUGAGUUUAAUCACAUGAAUAUGAACAACUUGGCAAUUGUAUUUGCCCCUUGCUUUAUGAGAGCUCAAACCAAUGACAUUUCAUCUUUAGAACAGGUAGGUCAAUCUGUGAGGUUCCUAAAAGUUUUAUUUGACAACUUUGACAAGAUGUUCCAAAACGUUACAUUUAAACUAUACUUGCAAUAUAAAUAAACUCAAUCUUGUUCAUCAACCAGUAGCAAUAGUUCCACAGGCCCAGAAACUAUGUGCAAAAAUCAAAUUCUAUCAUCAUCAGAAGAUGAAAUCGUUCCUCAAUUCUAGCAAAAGUAGCAAUGA